AGUGAAGUGAGGGAAAGCAACACCACUUACAGCUAACUCAAGUGACAGUUUAAGUGUGGAAGAUGUCUCAAAAGGUGUUGUUCAUUAAGAUGCUGCUGGUGCAUUACGCAACCCAGAGUCUGCCAGAAAUUCAUGCAAGCUGCAAAGAAGAUGUCCCACUUAAGUGUCCAGAUGUUGAUAUUGACAGCAUGGAUUUCCUCUCAGUGACGUGGUACAAGAUGACCAACAAGGGUAAAAGUGGCAUUAUCAGGAGAGCUAAAGGUGAGGAGACCACACAGAACUACAACUUCAGUCGUCCUGCCAGGUUUGGAGAGAAACACAGUCUGUUCCUCCGCAGUGUGACACCUGAAGAUUCGGGCACCUACGAAUGUUUCAUCAGUGCAAAUGUAGGAGGUCAAAAUAAGUAUCUCAAAGUCGCUCUAACGGUUAAUGAGUGUACGACCCAGGCUGAGCUGACAACAAUGACCAAUGUGUUGAACACAACUCACUCUGACCUGCCCUGCCACAAACAAGUUGAGGACCUGCCAUUCAUGUGGAGCAUUAUAGGCUAUGUGGCAGUGGGCCUCACCAAAAUAAUUUUAUCUCUAAUCAGCAUUUGGGUUAUUCGAGCUCUUCGUGUCAGGUCUUCAAGACGGCGGCAGCAUUUGUGGUAAAGCUGACUAUCCGACCUGUUUGGAGACUUCAGUGAGAUCAGAGCACGUAAACAGACAGCCCUUUACAGUAUAUUCCAUAAAUCAGCAAUUGAAAAUGAUAUUGGUUUUUUACUUUUUUUAUUUAUUGUAUUUAACUUGUAUUCAAAGAUAGUCACUUUAGUGAACCACUAUGAGGUUAACUCAACCAAAAACGUUAAUAACUAAACAGGAACAGACAUGAGAGGAUGUAAGCCUUUUAUAGAGGAACAAAAACACCAUGCACACACUGAAACAGGUGUAAACAGCAUCUAUUGUAGAGUAUAAUAGGUGAAUUGUGAUAACUGAUAUAUUGUAACAUCAAAUGUUGACACUGAACGGGGAUUCAAACGAACUUCUGAUUUGUUAAUGGCAUUUCCACUUAGAGUUAAAAUGAACAAUUUCAGCAAAUUAUUUAUAUUUUAAUUGUGCUGUUGAUAAAUGUAAAGCAAUAUCUUCUAUAGUAGAGUUGCUGAUAACAUUCAGCAACUCUAUUAGCUUGUGGUUUUUACCCACUGCCUGUUCCUUUUUACCUCCUGUCCUAAACCAAAGAAAACACUGACACCACAGACACCACAGACACCACCUUUAUCAGAUUUAUAUUGUAGAUAUGUUAUCAUUAAAACUUAUCAUGACUCAUUCA
Micropterus salmoides (largemouth bass) is the source of this 1311-nucleotide messenger RNA. RefSeq lists its product as uncharacterized. The record is from RefSeq and is a predicted model, not a curated record. The coding region runs from base 63 to 653 and encodes 196 amino acids. The transcript has 5 exons. NCBI's taxonomy places the organism in Eukaryota, Metazoa, Chordata, Actinopteri, Centrarchiformes, Centrarchidae.